UGUGGUCAUGUUUCUCUAUCUCUGUUGUUUGUGUAUAUGUGGAUCGGUCAUUAUUUGAUACAUAGAUCAUUCGAGUUCAUUUUUUUUUUAAAUCCUAGCCAAAAAAUAAUCGGACUUUUUGUCACAACAACGUGAAUCCCAGUUGGAUAUCUUUUUUUUUUCUUCUUUGAUCAUCUUUCGGUUAUGUGACAGUGUGACAGUAAUUGUGGUAUUUUGGUACGAAAAAAAAAAUCCGAUCAUCUUAAAUGUUCGAUGUAUACACCAUGUGUGCGUGUAUAUGUUCUGAUAUCUAUAAUAUACGUGUGUUUUGGUGAACAAAUCCCCAAUUAAACUACUACGGUAGUAAAGGCCAUUUGUGCUUAACUCAUCACAACAACAACAUCACUAAUCUACGGGUUUGGCCCAAAACUAAACUGUAUAAUCCAUGAAUCGCGGCCAUACAACAUUAACAUAAACAAUGUAUAAGUCCAGGUCAUGAUCACUAGCUCAUAUCAUUCGUCAAAUGAUGAAUCCAUCGGGAUCAUCAUCUAUUUGGCCGCUCCCAACAUUACAUCAUCAUCAUCAUCAUCAUCCUGAUCAAAAUCAACCCCUUGCUUCGCUUGUAACGGAUAACGACAAAUCAACUAGUUCGGCCGCCAUUCUCAUGGCCAAUCAAUCGUCCUUGUCACCAUACAGCAAUGGAAAUGGUGCCAAUGUUAGCAUAGAUACUGAAUCACUUCUUUCCGGUUACAGUGACCAUCGUAACAAGAAUAAAGGAUUGAAUGGUAGUGCUACAGCAGCAUACGCUUGUCUAUUGACCAACACGACGGCUGUAAAUAAUUCGUCUGUAAUUGGAACUGCAGUGGCCCCCUCGCCAAUGGUUGCGGCCACACCUAACGUAAUCCUUAAUCCAUACCACGGUAAUUAUCAGGCCAACACCAGUCAUACGGACGCCCAAGUGCAUAGCGUAGUUUCGAUGCGAAGCGCUGGUCGACAAUCACAUCAUUCAAAUCGAAAUGGCCUUGCAACAAAGACGAUCGAAUCGGGUUAUCAGAUCAAGGGUAACCCUCAGGAAAUUGUUCGGGUGUCGAUGUCGUCUCCCGACGAUCACUGGAAUGAUAACACAACCGCUAUCACAGGAAACACAAGCGAUCAAUCUGGAUCAAUGGAUGAUCUCAGCAAAAUCGAGAACGUGAGCCACACGAUUAACAAGCUCACUGUCUGGCAGCUAUGGUCUGGAACGAUAGUGGCCAUUGUCCUGUCUGUAUGUGCCUUUUUAUCUCCGAUCGUAAUGACCCUCCUUCCUCGACUCGAAUUAUUCGACUUUAAGGCUAAAGAAUGUGGCCCAGAAUGUGAUGGUCUUGUUCUAAGUUUCCUGUUUAAACAAUUAAUUCUGGCCACAGGAAGCUGGGCUGUCUUUUUUCGUCGUCCACGUUGGACGAUGCCUCGUAUCUGUGUAUACAGGAGCACGGUAUUAGCUCUUAUCGUAGUAUUGUUGGUAGCAUAUUGGCUUUUCUAUCUGGUCCGUAUCGCCGAUAAGCGAUUAAGCGAUGAGGAUACUAUCAGCUACUACAGUGUCGUAAUGUUUGCCAUAUCGUUGGUCGACGCCUUGUUAUUCAUUCAUUUUCUGGCCAUUUUAUUGCUUCGAAGCUGCCAUCUAGAUAAUGAGUUCUUCAUCAAAGUAGUUCGUUCUCCAGAUGGCCAUAGCCAGUGUUAUACGUUAGGACGAACGUCCAUUCAACGAGCUUCGAUUUGGGUAUUGGAAAAGUAUUAUCAGGAUUUUCCCAACUACAAUCCAUUUCUUGAGCGGUUAGCAAACAGAAAAAUCCGCAGAAAUAGCCUAUCUCGACAAGGACUUAAAUUCUACGACGUUGAUGGUGUCGUAGAUCCCAGCUCGGCCAACAAAUCGACUAAUGGCCAGAAUAAUCCUCUACAAUUGAGUCCUAAAUCAAUAUUGGCUCAGAAUACUGCAGCAAAUGCGGGUCGACGAUGGCCGAAAAACGCUGCUCACCUAAACGGAGGCAGUAAUAUCUCGGAUGGCCGAGGUAAUCGACGCCAUGAUCGCGACACGACUAGUCAUCACAGCGGUCAUUCGGGACAUCACCAUCAUCGACAUCAUAGCGAUCGCCUGCACGAAAUACAUGAAUAUGAACGACGUGUUCGAAAAAGGAAAUCACGCCUAAUCAACGUGACUGAAGAGGCGUUCACUCAUAUCAAACGUGUUCAACAACAAAGUCAUGGCCCCUUAUCGACAGCAUCGAUGAAUCCGAAAGAAGCUGCACAGGCCAUCUUUCCGACUAUCGCACGUACCUUACAAAAAUAUCUUCGAGCAACACGACAGCAAGCCCGACAUUCUGUGCAAUCUAUACUGGAGCAUCUGUCCAUUUGUCUCACCUACGAUCUUAGUCCGAAAACUUUUCUCGAAAAGUAUCUGUCGCCCAAUAACUCUCACGUCGGUUGGUCAAAGAAUGGUCAUUUAGAGACAUGGAAUCUUAUAUCCGACACAUUGGUAUCACGUUCGAUCGAAUCGGAUAGUCAAUUUCUGUUACGUCAUGAAGAUCAUAAUGUUUGCUUAUUGGUUACGAUAAAUAGUAUGCCAUACCUAAAUCUAAUCGAACAAGUGGUCGACUUUGAGCGAACCAAAUUCCUGUUCAAAUUGAAUUCCGAAACCUCUGUUUGACAAUCUUCAAAAUGCAUCUGAUUUUCCCUCUUUCUUUCUUUCUCUUGGUGCUAGUGAUAGCUGAUUGAAACCCUUGUUUGUAAAUAAUGUGAACUAUUAUAUAAACACCCCUUUCCACGCCAUUGUUGUACAUUUUAUUUUGUAUCCUUUUUUCUUAUUUACACCUUUCUUUCAUUAAAGAAUUUUUUUC
Molecule: messenger RNA, 2849 nt
Organism: Dermatophagoides farinae (American house dust mite)
Lineage: Eukaryota; Metazoa; Arthropoda; Arachnida; Sarcoptiformes; Pyroglyphidae
Gene: Vang
Product: Strabismus domain-containing protein Vang
Biological process (GO): multicellular organism development
Cellular component (GO): membrane
Source: RefSeq, a predicted model, not a curated record